Messenger RNA from Lycium barbarum (goji berry), 1201 nucleotides. Its product is annotated as PLASMODESMATA CALLOSE-BINDING PROTEIN 3-like. The transcript has 4 exons. Lineage: Eukaryota; Viridiplantae; Streptophyta; Magnoliopsida; Solanales; Solanaceae. The record is from RefSeq and is a predicted model, not a curated record. Bases 161 to 916 code for a protein of 251 amino acids.
UAAUCUUCACCGUCAUUUUUGUUUUGUUGUCUACACAAGCUCUAUUCCCCAACGUUCUCCCUUUCCACUUCUCUCUGUUCCUCUCUUUCUUCUUCCUCUUUGUACUAAAAAAAAAAGAAAAAAAAAAAGCUCUUUGGACAAAAUUUUAAUUUCUGGUAUCAUGGCCACUUUUGAACUAUUUUUAGUACUCUUCUUGGCCAUCACUGGUCAUUCAAGUGGUUUGUACUGUAUUUGUAAAGAUGGAGUAAGUGACCAACAACUUCAGAAGAAUAUAGAUUAUGCUUGUGGAGCUGGAGCUGAUUGUACUCCGAUCACUCAAAAUGGUCCUUGUUUUAACCCUAACACUAUCAAAGAUCACUGCAAUUAUGCUGUAAAUAGUUAUUAUCAGAAGAAAGGUGCAGCUGGUGCUAGCUGUGAUUUCAGUGGAACUGCAACUACGAGCCCAAGUCCACCGACUACAACAGGUUCUGGGUGUGUCUACCAAUCUAGUCCUGGUAACACUGGUGGAGGUACCACGACUCCAACAACCGCACCACCUGGAACCACGACUCCAACGAUCGCACCACCAGGAACCACAACGCCAACAAUCGCACCACCAGGAACCACAACGCCAACAAUCGCACCACCAGGAACUACAACUCCAACAAUCGCACCACCAGGAUCCACAAUUCCCACGACUGCACCACCUGGCACAACUACUCCAGGAAUUGGCACUGGAACUGGCACGGGCACAGGAACUGGAACUGGAACUGGAACUGGCAUAGCGACUACACCUGGUGCAAACAAUCCAAUUUUUGGGCUCGGACCAACUGGAGCUGGUGUCGGCACGGACGGCAGUGCAGUAGGGCAUCUCCAAAACAGUAUCUUUUUCACCACUGCCCUUUUGGCUAUAAGCAUUGUGUGCUUGAGGGUCUAAAGUCAAGCAAGAUGAAACGUCAAUAUUUAGGAUCACCUGGGAGAAGAAUCUAUCUUUCUUUAGUUGUUUUCUUCUUCUUUUCUGGUCUUUCUAUCUCAUUAUGGAAAAGUAGGGAAUUGGAUUCCCUUAGUAAUUUUAUGUAGUGCAGAAGAAUCUGAUCCCUGUCCCCUUUAUAGAUUUCUCCCCUUUGUUGUAUAUUAAAUGUAUUAAUUAAUUAUAUAGAGUAGAAGGAAGAGGCUGUAUUUUUUAUUUUAAGAUUAUAAUCAAUGAGAACUCUCUACCCCA